Molecule: messenger RNA, 1278 nt
Organism: Kluyveromyces lactis
Lineage: Eukaryota; Fungi; Ascomycota; Saccharomycetes; Saccharomycetales; Saccharomycetaceae
Gene: RRT5
Product: Rrt5p
Exons: 1
Coding region: 1-1278 (425 amino acids)
Cellular component (GO): nucleus; cytoplasm; ribonucleoprotein complex
Molecular function (GO): mRNA binding
Source: RefSeq, a predicted model, not a curated record
AUGUCGUCGCACGCAAGGGUAUACAUUUCGAACUUGAGUUUCGAAGCAAGUGAGAAUCAAUUAUAUGAAUAUUUGCAAGACUACAAUGUCAUUUCUGUAUUGAUCCCAAGUCAAACUGUGAGAGGCUUGAAGAAUAAAGCAGUGCGUCCAUUUGGGAUUGCAUAUGCUGAAUUUUCCAAUGAAGAAGAUGCAAAUAAGGUUAUUCAAGAAUUGAAUGGGAAAUUGUUCAUGGAAAGGCAUUUGAAUUUAAGAAUGCAUAUUCCAAUUGAUUCUAAUAAGGUUCAAAUCGUUAGAAAAUCAUCAGUGGCUGUGGUUGCUUCCUCUACUGCAGGUGCUGAUCCAUCCGCCUCCUCAGAUACUCCUGCGGAAGCACCAGAAGUGGCAUCCGCGCUGGAACAACAACCUCUUGUUAAACAAUUGAAAUCUAGGAAGCACAGGUUGACUCCAUUUAGAAGAAAAAAGAGAGAGGAGCCAGCUGUUGAAGCAGAUAUUCCUGAAGCUUCUACUGAAAAUGUUCAAGAAACUGGUAACAAUGAGACGGAAGUUUCAGAAGCUGUUGCUGGUGCGGCUGAUGCCAAUGCCGGUGCCAAUGCCGAUGCCAAUCCGAUAGUGACGGUUGAUCCAGUUAAUUCUGAAAGUUCUGACGUUGGGAACGUUACCACUGUGAUAACAGAAAAACCUGUUUCCGAGACCAUUGCAUUCAUUGGAUUCAUUCCUCGUAAUACGACUGAUAAUCAGCUACGUGAAUAUUUCAAAGGAUUUGAUCCACAAGAAAUUGUUGUAUUUAAAAAUAGAACUUAUAGACGUGGGUUCACUUUCCAUCGCCAUUUCACAGCAGCCUUGGUAACGUUCCCCGAUGCCUUCAGGCUAAACGAUGCGAAACAGUUUGCAACACAAGAGAAAUUUAGGGGCAAACAGAUAAACGUGAAGAACGCAUUUAUAGAAAAGAUUGAAGAAGUGCAAAGGGCUUUAGAGAAGAAGGCGGGUGCUAACACUAAUGGAGAGUCCGCGGAAGGCAACAACGAAAUCCCAGCAGAUGCUGGGGUAACAGGAGAUGAACCUGAUACAGCUAAUGCUGUUGCGGCAAUUCCUAUCGAGGGAAAUCCUCAACCACAAGCUGACGGUAAUGACGGUGCUGUGGUGGAGCCCGAGGCCAAUGCCGAACCGCUUAUCGACCAGGAAGAUGGUGUGACAGCAUCGCAGGACAAUCCAUUACUUAAUUCAAAUGCAGAGUCUCAAUUAGAAUCUCAACAACCUGUAGAACAGGUCGCAGCCUAA